Culex quinquefasciatus (southern house mosquito) is the source of this 1047-nucleotide messenger RNA. Its product is annotated as estradiol 17-beta-dehydrogenase 8. Gene Ontology annotation, molecular function: oxidoreductase activity, acting on the CH-OH group of donors, NAD or NADP as acceptor. NCBI's taxonomy places the organism in Eukaryota, Metazoa, Arthropoda, Insecta, Diptera, Culicidae. The transcript has 3 exons. The record is from RefSeq and is a predicted model, not a curated record. Bases 203 to 943 code for a protein of 246 amino acids.
UUUACGCGAUGCGAGCACGCCACCUAAUGGUACGUAUGUAUUGCAAGUGUGUGAAGGUGUGACAUACGUAACUGCUGCGGCUAGCGUAAAUCCACUCGAAUCCAGUUUUGGCAUUCAGUGCUAAUUUCGAUACGGGUGUGCAGGUCUCUGGGGCUCGUGGCGAUAUCGUGCUGAUUGACCGAUCAAGAGUUUUUUGGACAACAUGAGUGGACCAUUGGCAGGACGUUUGGCGCUGGUGACUGGUGCGGGAUCGGGAAUCGGUCGCAUCACCAGUCAACUGCUGGCCCGUGAUGGUGCCGUUGUCGUGGCGGUCGAUCGUAACCUGCAGGCCGUCGAGGAAACCAUCAAAAGCCUCGGAGGGCAGAAUGACAACACGGCCCUGGAGAUGGACGUCUCGUCCAGUGCCAGCAUCUCGCAAGUUCUUGACGCCACCCUCGCCAAGUACAAGAAUCCACCGACGAUCGUGGUCAACUCGGCCGGUAUCACGCGGGACAAUUUCCUGCUCAAGAUGCCCGAGUCUGACUUUGAUGCCGUGAUCAACGUCAAUCUUAAGGGAACGUGGUUGAUGCUGCAGCAGUUUGGCAAGGCCAUGAUCGAUGCCAAGCUGACCGGAUCGAUGGUGAACGUUUCGUCGAUCGUGGCUCGCAGCGGAAACAUUGGCCAGUCCAACUACUCGCCCAGCAAGGCCGGCGUCGAAGCAAUGACCAAGGUCGUUGCACGCGAGUUUGGCCGGUACAAUAUUCGCGUCAACGCCGUCGUGCCCGGAUUCAUCGAGACGCCCAUGACGAAUGACCUGCCCCAGAAGGUGAAGGACAUGGUCGUCAUGCAGUGUGCCCUGCGCCGGUUCGGAAAGCCCCAAGAAAUCGCCGAAGUAAUUGCGUUCCUAGCGUCGGACAAGAGCAGCUACAUGAACGGAACGUCCGUUGAAGUUACUGGAGGAUAAAUUACGCGAGCUAAUCCGUAUCAAUUGUUCACAAAGUGUCUCAGGGUCAUUUACAAAUGCAUUUAUAUUGAUUGUAAUACUAUAAACGUUGUGUGGAACGCAAA